GUCACCCGGGCAUCGGGUCAGUCUUGAGGAGCCAGAACGUCGCGCGGCGCCGGAGCUGGGUGAAGGGGCUUGGGGGGAGACAGCCGCUCCAAUUCAUUUCGGGAUUUUUAAAAAAAAGUUUUUAAACUUUAGCUCUAUUUAAUUUAAUUCUCAAAUCCUGCCUCCGUUUUUCCGACGCCUCCUGUCUCGCUCCAUCUCUCUUCCAAUUGCCUGUGCGUUGGUGCAGUUCGCCCGCCGCUGGAAACUCGCUCGCUGAUUGGACGGCUUUCGACUCCAACCCGCUCGCCUAUUGGACGGCAGUCGCUGCGAACUCGCCGAUUGGACGCCGUUGGGCUGUAACGCGCUCGCCGAUUGGACGCCCCACGAAUCGAGCCCGUUCGCUGAUUGGAGGCCGGUCGCCGCUGGUUCGCCGAUUGGACGCCGGUUUCCGUGAAGGUGCUCGCUGAUUGGACGUCGUUCUACUGGAACCCGCUCGCUGAUUGGACGACGUUCGUUUGGCGGGUACUCGCUGGUUGGCCGUGUUGGACCCGCUCGCCGAUUGGACGCCGGUAGCCGUGAACUCGUUUGCUGAUUGGAUGGCGGUGCUGAUGUCGAUGCUGGCGACUUUGGGCCUCUUGCUGUUCCCUCUGAACAGCGCCGUGGAGGUGAAGCGGCCCCAAGGGGUCUCCCUUUCUAAUCGACACUUCUAUGAUGAGACCAAACCAUUUACAUGUUUGGAUGGCUCCAAAACCAUUCCAUUUGACGAGGUGAAUGACGACUACUGUGAUUGCAAGGAUGGCUCUGAUGAACCAGGAACAUCGGCCUGUCCAAAUGGUAGCUUCCACUGUACUAACGCUGGCCACAGACCUCGGUACAUUCCAUCUUCUCGUGUGAAUGAUGGCAUUUGUGAUUGCUGUGAUACUACAGAUGAAUACAACAGCGGUGCUUCGUGUGAAAAUACCUGCAAGGAGCAAGGGCGGAAGGAGAAGGAAACCUUGCAGAAAAUGGCGGAAAUUGCAAAAGAAGGAUUCAGACUCAAACAGCAGCUCAUCGAAGAAGCAAAGAGAAGCAGGGAAGAUAAACAGCAAACGCUCACAGAGUUACAGAAGAAGAAGGAGAUCUGGGAAGCACAGGUUGAAUCAUUGAAAGCAGUAAAGGAAGCAGUAGAGAAGCCUGAACAGGAGGCAAAAGAAAUUCAUAAGAAAGCAUGGGACGAGGUCCAAGCUGUACGUAAGUUAGAGAAGGAAAAAGCCAAGGCUUCUGAAACCUUUAAGGAGCUGGACGACAAUGAAGACGGCUUUGUUUCGAUAAGUGAAGUUCAGACUCAUCCAGAGUUAGACAGCGAUGGAGAUGGUGUGGUAUCUGAGCAAGAGGCUGAGAGCGUGCUGGGAGGUGUCAGUCAGGUUGAUGUUAGCAGCUUCCAGGAGACUAUCUGGGCCGGUAUCCAGGACAAGUACAAGUCUGAGGCAGUAAUUGAAAGCCUAACACCCCCAGAGAUCCCUGUGGAUGAGGCAGAGGACAGCCAUUCUAAGCCACAGCAUGAAGAAUGGAGGAAGGAUGACCACGAUGAGGAUGACGAUGGUGGUGGUGAGGAGCAUGAUGAUGAUGAUGAAGAGGAUGAGGAGGAGGAGGAAGAUGAUGGAGGCGAAGAAGAUUAUAAGGACCAAUCAGCCCCAUAUUUUCCAGAAAAGCAAGAUACUGAAGAAGACAAAAUGCCGGCAUAUGAUGAAGAGACCCAAGCUCUGAUUGAUGCCGCUGAAAAAGCACGAAAUGAGUUCUCCGAAGCCGAGAAAUCGCUGAAGGAGGUGGAGAAUUCGAUCGGGAGUCUUGAGAAGGAGCUUACGAUUGACUUUGGAGCCGAUGGAGAAUUUGCGUACAUGUUCAACCAGUGCUAUGAAAUGACAACAAAUGAGUACAUCUACAAGCUCUGUCCGUUCAAUAAAGUGGCACAGAAGCCAAAACAUGGAGGCUCAGAAACAAGCCUUGGUUUAUGGGGCUCGUGGGCUGGACCGGAAAGCAACAGGUUUAGUGCAAUGAAGUACGAACAUGGUACAGGCUGCUGGCAGGGGCCAAGCAGGUCCACUUUGGUUAAGCUGUCCUGUGGCAAAGAGACUGCUGUGCUGUCCACCUCGGAGCCCAGCCGCUGUGAAUACCUGAUGGAGUUCUCGACACCUGCUUUUUGCCAGGAGGAAAGAGAUGGGGAAGGCACAGACCACGAUGAACUGUGAGAAUCGGGCAAGUGGACUUAACAGGUUGUUGGAACCUCUUGGUGAAGAAGCGAAGGCAAUGAGUUUUUUUGGGGCCUGCAGCACUGUUAACCCAGCAGGCACCUUUUUCCCUCACGGACCAGUUUUCUGAUGUUUUUUUUAAUUGAAGCCCUCCCCUAUAGGCAGUUUUCCAAAACGAUGCCUUUUUCCUACCCCCACCCCGAGAAUCUCUGGUGUGACCUCCCAUCGUUGGCCACUUGGUUACUAAAUCGCCACCCUACAAAUUUUUUUUUCUUAACGAUGCAGUCUUCCCCCACCACCCCCCCCCCACAAAAUCUGUAAGACACAGCGACUCAGCUCAGUAUCCAACCUCAACCAAUACUCUGCAAGAUUCGGUGAAAUAAAUUUUUUAAUGCUUGUAAAAUUUAUGUGAGGAAACCAAUGAGGCUGAUAGAGCUGCUGUGUGUACAGUUGGCUAUUGGUCUUCCUCUACGAGAGCAGCAAGUCACAUUUUUUUUAAAAAUGUGGUUCAGGUCUGGGCUCAAGAUUCUGUGCAUACUGCUUCUGUGACAUGUAGGUUGAAGAAUUUCCUUCUCUUCCCCCAAAGAAGCCAGGUCCCACAAUCUGUUAAUGUUACACAAAUCCGAAAUAUGAAAGUCUGAAAAUGAAAUAAUAACCAACUGAUGUCUUUGCCAAAGUGGUUUAAUUUUGUUUUGAAAGUGGUUUUCUCUUACCCACCCCCAUCACCACUCCAUCCCCAAAAUGUUUUGACCCUUCCCCAAAUCUCUGUCCUAUUACAAGUGCUCAGAACCUCGCAGUCCUCCCUCGAUGGGGAACAGAUGUUACUGUUGCUCAGUACUCAGCUGGCUGGAUUCAGGCAGAGUGAAACAGGUUUCCAGGCACAAGUUUUUUUCCUCCUCCUCCAGGGACAAUUGUUUCUUCUUUUUGCCUCUUUGCUGUUGUGUAAUGAUAGGCAGGAACCGGAAGGCAUACGACACUUGCGGAUCUGUAAUAGUAAAUGGCUAGUUCUGUUGACUCUGAUUUUGCAGCCUAAUGGGUUUUGGUCUUGGGGAUUUAUUGCUGAAAUCUGCUUCCCUCCCAACCAGGCUAUCAAGGUGAAUCUGAUUCAAGCACCCGCCCGGGAGCCUUGUGGCGCCUUUAACUGCACCUCAGCCGUUGUAUUCCACCCCUCUCGUCUACGACCAAACAAUUGUGUCUUAAAUUUUUUUGAAUAGGAUCAUUGUAUUUUUUUUUAAAUCAGAUACAAGCUGUCUUUCCAGAGGUAAUCGAGCACUUGCCAGUUGUUCAGCGCCUGUCUAUCCUAUCAGCUGUUUACAGUCACACGCUGCCACAAUCUAGUAGAAUUGCUGAGUGUUAAAUGAGUACCUUAUGGUGACAAAUGAAAAUAAACUGGUGGAUGAAGCUGGAAAGAA
Carcharodon carcharias (great white shark) is the source of this 3619-nucleotide messenger RNA. It is a transcript of the gene prkcsh, whose product is annotated as protein kinase C substrate 80K-H. The transcript has 17 exons. Gene Ontology annotation, biological process: N-glycan processing; liver development. Lineage: Eukaryota; Metazoa; Chordata; Chondrichthyes; Lamniformes; Lamnidae. Gene Ontology annotation, cellular component: glucosidase II complex. Bases 576 to 2207 code for a protein of 543 amino acids. Gene Ontology annotation, molecular function: calcium ion binding; protein binding. The record is from RefSeq and is a predicted model, not a curated record.